AGGAAUCAAUUACAGACAUUAUUGAGUUUUUUUUUUUUUUUUCCUUUUUUGCUCAUCCGAGAAGACGAUGAUGUCGUUUUGAUGAGUUCACAUGUUGUUUUCGCUAGACAACCUUAAAAAGAAAGAAACAAGCUUUCCUCUUCUUCUUCUUCUUCUCACUAAGAGUUUUUCUUUUAUAGAAAUAAAAGAAGAAGGAAAAAAAAUGGGAAUGGGAAGGUAUCAGAAAUCUACAACUUCUUCUUCUUCCGGUGUUUCAGCGAGAUGGGUUUUUGUUCUCUGCGUUUCCAGCUUCGUUCUUGGUGUUCUUGUCGUUAACAGGCUUUUGGCGACAUCUGAGAUAGUAGAUGGCAUUGAGAGAGCUUCACCUCUACAAAAUGAUCAAGCCAGGUCACUUCAUCCUCUUAUUGAUUGUGAGAGCAAGGAAGGUGACAUUCUAUCUCGAGUUUCACAUACUCAUGAUGUUAUCAAGACAUUAGACAAGACAAUUUCUUCGCUUGAGGUAGAGCUAGCUACAGCUCGAGCAGCAAGAUCUGGUGGUGGAGAUGGAUCUCCAACUGUUGCAAAAUCAGAGGCAGACAAAUCGAACAAGAUUCGGCCUCGGAUGUUCUUUGUGGUGGGAAUCAUGACUGCUUUCAGUAGCAGAAAACGAAGAGACUCGAUAAGAGGAACCUGGCUUCCUAAAGGGGAGGAUUUGAAAAGAUUAGAGACAGAGAAGGGAAUCAUUAUGCGAUUUGUCAUAGGUCACAGUUCUUCUCCUGGAGGAGUCUUGGACCACACCAUUGAAGCUGAAGAAGAACAAUAUAAGGACUUCUUUCGCCUGAACCACAUAGAAGGUUAUCAUGAAUUAUCAACUAAAACCCAGAUGUACUUCUCAUCUGCUGUUGCAAAAUGGGAUGCAGACUUCUACGUCAAAGUGGAUGAUGAUGUCCACGUAAAUCUCGGAAUGCUUGGUUCUACAUUGGCUCACCAUAGAUGGAAACCGCGAGUGUACAUUGGUUGCAUGAAGUCUGGACCUGUCCUUGCUCAAAAAGGAGUCAAAUACCAUGAGCCAGAAUAUUGGAAGUUUGGUGAAGAAGGAAACAAGUACUUCAGACACGCUACUGGACAAAUCUAUGCCAUCUCCAAAGAUUUAGCAACAUAUAUCUCAGUGAACCGGCGACUACUUCACAAGUAUGCAAAUGAAGAUGUCUCUUUAGGUUCUUGGUUCAUUGGUCUCGAUGUUGAACAUAUCGAUGAUAGAAGCCUCUGCUGCGGAACACCCUUGGAUUGUGAAUGGAAGGGUCAAGCAGGAAACCCUUGCGCAGCAUCCUUCGACUGGAGCUGUAGCGGAAUCUGCAAAUCUGUGGAUAGAAUGCUUCAAGUACACCAACGUUGUGGAGAAGGCGAUGGAGCAAUUUGGCACACAAGUUUCUAAUUUUUUCUUCAAUGUAUAGUUUCAGCCUCUUCUUCUUAUAUGGAUCAAUUAGUAUUAGGUGUUCAUGUUCAACAUCACAUGCAUCAUCUAAGCCUCAAUUUUUGCCUCCUAAACCCUAAAAGUUCUUGCAAAAGUUUGAUCCUUUUGGAGGAUUCUUGAAGAACAGGGAAAAAAAAAAUCAUUAUUUUCUUUAAUACAAAUUCACAAAUUCAUGAAUUAAUAGAACGAAACAAGAGAAACUUGAAAUCAAAACAAUGAAUCAAUCACUAUGAAGGAUGAUUCUAAUCAAGAAAUUGAAUAAUUCCAAAAUUGUAUUUACAUACGAAAAUUAUCGAAAACAAAACCAAAAAAA
Camelina sativa (false flax) is the source of this 1766-nucleotide messenger RNA. Its product is annotated as beta-1,6-galactosyltransferase GALT31A. Gene Ontology annotation, molecular function: galactosyltransferase activity. The record is from RefSeq and is a predicted model, not a curated record. Lineage: Eukaryota; Viridiplantae; Streptophyta; Magnoliopsida; Brassicales; Brassicaceae. Gene Ontology annotation, cellular component: Golgi membrane.